AUGUUUUGCACAUUGAAUACACACAAAAUUGAUAUGAACAAGCUUUUGGGUGUACAAAUUGGUCUUGAAGAUUUUAUAUUUGCUCAUGUCAAAGGAAUAAAAAAAGAAGUGGAGGUUUUCAAAUCAGAAGAUUCACUCGGACUUACCAUUACUGAUAAUGGAAAUGGAUGUGCCUUCAUAAAGAGAAUAAAAGCAGGAAGUCUUAUUGACCAAAUAAAAGUCAUAUGUGUUGGUGACCACAUAGAAUCUAUAAAUGGAAAAAAUGUAGCAGGCUAUCGUCAUUAUGAAGUUGCUAAGAAUUUAAAGGAGUUGAAGAAGGGUCAGACAUUUACAUUAAAACUGAUAGAACCUAUGAAAUCAUUUGAAAUUAUUGAACCAAGGUCAAAAAGUGGAUAUUUUGCAGAGGAAAAAAUCUGCCGAGGAAGAGAGACUCUUCGACUAAGAGCCAAAGGUUCUGCUACAGUAGAAGAAAUGCUUUCAGAUGUUGAAGAAAAGGCUACCAAAAAAGUGGAUGAUCUUCUGGAAAUGUACAUGGGAAUAAGAGAUCUUGAACUAG
Notechis scutatus (mainland tiger snake) is the source of this 556-nucleotide messenger RNA. NCBI's taxonomy places the organism in Eukaryota, Metazoa, Chordata, Lepidosauria, Squamata, Elapidae. The record is from RefSeq and is a predicted model, not a curated record.